CCUCCCUUCCCUCCUCUGUCCCUGCAGCACUUCUGGGGCCCCGUAGCCAACUGGGGCCUUCCCAUCGCUGCCAUCAAUGACAUGAAGAAGUCUCCCGAGAUUAUCAGCGGGCGGAUGACGUUCGCUCUCUGCUGUUACUCCCUGACGUUCAUGAGAUUCGCCUACAAGGUGCAGCCCCGGAACUGGCUCCUGUUCGCCUGCCACGCCACCAACGAAGUGGCCCAGCUCAUUCAGGGAAGUCGCCUCAUCAAACACGAGAUGACUAAAAAGGCAGCGUAACCAGCGAACGCGGGAAGCCAGCUGUUGGAAGGGAAGCGUGCGAGCCGCCGCCGCCGCGUCCGGUUCCAUCCUCGGACAGGCUUGCUAGGAAACCAGGCCGAUGCCACUCUUACUAACCGAUUUUUCUAGAAGCAGCUGAGAGCCCCCCAAGCUGGCUCUCUGCUGCCUUACAAGUACUAUGUUCCUUCUCUUCGCACAGAGGGGCUCCGCACAGGCAGGCAGUGUAGCCGUUCCGGUGGUGGUUUUAUCUCCGGUAAUGGGGGUAAGACCUGUUGGAAUUUACGUAGUGCAACACCGAGGAGCCCGCUCCUAAUUAUUAGCAUCUAAGUACCGGCGUCCUUAGCUGCGAUGACCACGGACCGACGGCUGGCCACAUGCUGAAACCCCAUUGCCCACGUCUGAUAAAGGGCGUAUUUCCACGCAGUGUGUACUGGGCUGCUGGGACUUAAUGGCAAUAAAUGAUUUAAAUAUUUGUCAAA
This is a messenger RNA of Suricata suricatta (meerkat), 758 nucleotides long. RefSeq names its product mitochondrial pyruvate carrier 1 (gene MPC1). NCBI's taxonomy places the organism in Eukaryota, Metazoa, Chordata, Mammalia, Carnivora, Herpestidae. The transcript has 3 exons. Gene Ontology annotation, biological process: pyruvate import into mitochondria. Gene Ontology annotation, cellular component: mitochondrial inner membrane. The coding region runs from base 82 to 279 and encodes 65 amino acids. The record is from RefSeq and is a predicted model, not a curated record.